ACCCUCCCGACAACCGUCGCCAAGGAAGUGCGUCCGAGUGGUUUCAUGAUGGCUGCACCGUACACACAGACAUGAGUGAUGUCGAGCCUCCAGCAAGAGAGAGACGCUCUGCUCGACGAGCAGAAGGUGAACCGAGAGCGAGCUCGCAGAUGUGUGCGGGAGACCAACCGCCGAUGCAGGGAUCUGAGGGAGAAACAGAGGCUGUGGGUGCUGCAGGAGCAACGGCGGCGCGAAGAAGUGCUGCAGCGGCGCCGGCAGAAGUUCCAAGAUGUGACUGAGCACUUCCAGAGGGCUUACUUGCCUCCCUCUCAGAGGCCGACCCAAUGUGAGCGGCUCACUGCCGGAAGAGACGAUCCCGAUUUGGAAGACGCGCUCGGUCAAAUCCGAGGCCCCGUGCUGCCGUCGAACCUCGACAGCCAAACGAUCAGCGCCCCGUCUUCCAGACCUGCCGGCGCGUUGUCAGAAUCCCCCCUUCGCCGCACGCCCGUUGCGGUACAGGCGAGCGUAGGACGUCGAGAGCAGAGCCCGUGUGCCGGGAGGUGGCAGGAGCUUCCAAAGAGGCAGGAGAGGCAUCGGGAGCACAGUGGACAGGACGACAAUGUGUCCCGCUGCUCCAAGUCCGACAGCUUGUCCAGUCAAGACAGUCUGGAGAACGAAGAAGCGGCCAAAAGCGCCGUCCUGCAAUACUCCGAAAAGCCCCUCCAAGACCUCAAAUGCCCCAACGACCCGCAUCCUGUGUCGUCGGCGCCCGGGCCCACCUUGGUCGCCGUGAAGCCACACUUCCACAGGUUGCCCGUGGACCUCAACUACAACCUGCCCACCCAGAAGGAAACCCGUGCCUCAAUGAAUAACCUCAACAAGUUCUCAGCGGACAUCGACGUUUGGAAGCACAUGAACACGGCAAGUCCAAAGUGCCGCCAAAGUCAAGAAUCCAGCGGGUCAAAGACCUCGUCGCCCGCAGCCUGCCGAGUCCAAUUCAUGAAAGGCAUCCUUAAAACUCUGCCCGGCGAAACACCGGCAGAAUCCCCGCAGGUUCACGCUAACGCCGUCAAACCCGUUCAGUUUUUGGUGUGCGACAGCAUCGAAGUCGCCAGGGCCAGGUCCAGGUCCAAGGCCGCCGAAUACAAAAAUGCCUCCAAGAAGCUGCGCUGGCUCGACGAGGAGGCGGGGGUAACCAGUGGAGUGCGACCCACAGAUGCCCAAUCCCAGGCGUGGGCAGAUGUCGGGGUUCAAGUCAGCGCCGGCGUGGCGGACCACUCGGCCGGGGUCGGGGCAAGUCCGGUUUCCUCGGGCUUUGUCGCCCAAUCCCCGGUCCCGGUGGCCGGGAUCCGGGGGGAGUCGCGGACCGCGUCGAAGCACGGGAGCCCCACGAAGGGCCCGUACGGCGGGGACCAGGCCCGUGUCAGCCAUCAGCUCGCUCCUCCGCCUCCCGAGGAGGUUCCGCACAAGGACACGCAGCGACUUAUGACGGGCGACGCACGCUUGCCGUCCUCAUUUAGCCGCCCCGCGCCCGAGAGCAGCUGGAAAGCCUCGCCCGCUUUCGGCCAUCCCGCGACGCCGGGGGGCGGCGGCAGAGGGCGAGGGGCGUCAUACGGGGGGAAAGUGUUAGACCGCACCCCCACGGACUCAGACAUCUAUCAGCUCUGCCAGGAUGUCCGCAGCGCCUUCAUCAGCGCUGCGGGACAACGCCAGGACCCUUCAUUAGGUACACCUGCACUGUUUGUCUCAGAAAAAGCCGGGACCCCCUGCUGUCAGGCUUUGACGAGCGGGCGGGCCGGUAACAAAUCCGGUGCGGAUCAGAACCGACGACCUUCCGGUUCGACCGAUAAAAAACCUCCGGAAUUCUUCAAGAUGACUUGUCUCCAUGCUACAAAUCCAGUCGGACCGUCUCCCAAAGGGCAUUUCACGGAGCAGCCAAACAAAGGCCCUGUCAAAACUGCCAGCCAGCGCCGUCUGACCGAUACGUACUCUUGCGGGCCGCCGGAGGAGCGGGUUGGCAAACCGCAGAGGACGACCUCGCGGCCACAUCGGCAGCAGUACCGGCGCCGACCCCCGGCGGCGACGUCCAUCUCCGUGGAGGAGCAGAGAAUCUUUCAGUCUCUGGACCGACUCAACUGCCAGCUGCACCGCAAAAGUGGUUUGCACUGACCAGCGUCUGGACUGAAGUCUUAACAUCGCAGCACGAUGGCAGCUGGAUCGCUUUAUGUAGCACAAAGCUUCCAGGUGAAAACGGGUUCCGCUACCUUCAAACCGAGUGUGCCUUAUAGAAGAACAUUAAGAAGCAGAAGCAGAAUUCAAAAUUAUGACUAAACUAACUUUGACAGUUUAGCCAUCACUCAAUAGGGAGGAUUACCUUUUCAUUCAAAAAAAAAAACACCGCAGGUUCGAGUGAGUGGCCGAUUCCAACGCAUUGUGGAUUUUUUGUGUGAAAUCUCGAUCUAGCGAUCUCGUGUUAUGCUGUUUUAUAGCGGUUGACAUUAAUAUAAGUACUGUGCAGCAUUGAAAACAGAUGAUGAAGAUUUCAGCAGUCUCAAGGAAUUGCUAUUCUCUUAAGGCUCUGAUUGGCUGCUGGUAUAACCUUCUCCAAUCGAACACUUUGGGGUUUUAAGCAUUAUGAUGACACCCAAGCAUCCUACACGAUGGCAAGACAUAACUGAAUUGCCACUUCAACCUAGCUGUGUAAGUCCAUCCUAUGUAGCAUUUUGACCUUUGACACCGGCUACCUCUGACAGUCUUCCGCAUCCGAGAAAAGUGGGAAAUUGAACAUUUUCACGUUCCGACCUGGAAAAGUGCAUUGGAAUACUGCGCAAUGUUGGAGUUCCUUGGGUCGAACGGAUGUAAAUCAUCACACAACAAUAAUAGCAAACGAGACAUAUAUUAUAUAUAUAUAUUAUUAAUAUUCAGCGCUAUUUGUGGGGGAUAGGCACAAAUUGACGACCCCUCUAAAAUGUUAUUAGGUGUAAUCAAACAUCACAAACCGUAAUCCCAAAACACUGAUAUCCUUUUGAACUCAUCGUGCAACAUUAGGCUACCACUGAAAAAUGAUUUGUUUCAAAAUGCACUGGUACGUGUGUGUACAUGCGCUCUGGAGCCAAGCCGUGACUUUCACCAACAGCCCAGGCUAAACUUAGCUUCUCCUUGGCAUUGUUUCUCUUCUCAGUCAGUAAUAAUGUGUCACUUCAACACACUUCCUUGACACCAAUUCCCAGUUAGACAUAGCUUUGGUGGCAUCUUCCGGGAUUUAGGAAAAAGCAAAAAUGCCGUGUUUUUCAGCAAAUAGCUCGGGAUACAUUCCACGGGGGGGGGAAAAUGCCAGUCAGUCAAAUUGUUCAAUAUGCGAUGACGCUAAUGUGAUGACAAUUAUUUGACUCUUCAUGCCCCACCCCCUCCCCCAAGGAUCAUUGUGGCAACGUGAAUGCUGUGUUUUUGGUGAGUACGUUCUCAGCCUUUUGUUGUAUAAUCACAACUGAUCUUCAUAAAGGCAGAAUUUCUGAUACAGCUCGAGUGAUGGCGGACCAUUUCAGAUUGUGUAGCUUGCCGUAUAUCUGGAGGUGGGUGGGGGGGGGGGGGGGGGGGGGGUUUGAGCUUCACCAGCCGCUUGGGAGGGUUGACUUUGCUCCUCCUCCAGCAUGUCUGGUUUUGCUCUUUCGACGACCUGCUAGGACUUGCUCUAGAAAAAGGAGGAGGAAGCCCACCUAAAGUAUCAACGGCUCCUCUCCAUAUUGAUGACGCUCUUACGUGACUAUGUUCCCAAAGUGUACCGGAUCUCAAAACGUCACUUGAAUUGCACAAUCUAUAAAGUGAUUGAGAAGCACAUAAUAAUAGCAAGUGUAUUGUGCCGCACGCCGCAUCGCCGACAGGAGGCGGUGAGCUUUCGUGACAUUUAAGCCCUGGGCCGUGACAACGCCCGCCGAGAAAGACAGAAAAUAGGGGAAGACGUUUCCAUUUGGUUGCAAGUUGCAGCUUGCGCGCCGUCGGGGCCCUGAUCUCCGGCGCGUUUUUUGAGCCGCAAUGAAGACUUCUUUUUCACAAAUUGAACAAAGGCUUGUAAAAAAGAAGCUAAAGCUUACUACAGGAUAACAGGAUAUUGAAGUACAGUAUGUUACUAAAUAGACAUAACACAAACUCCAAUUCCAAUGAAGUCGGGAUGCUGUGUAAAAUGCAAAUAAAAAGAAUGAUUUGCAAAUCCUUUUCAACCUAUAAUCCACUGAAUGCAAUGACAAGCUCACGUUCAAACUGAUACAUUCAAUGUUUUUUUGUUUUUCUUUCUUCCAAAUACUCCUUUUGAAUUUGCUACCUGCAAAAAAGUGGAGAAAUGCUCCCCCCAAAAAAAACCACCUGUUUGGAACAUGAAAAUGAUUUCCUUAAUGGAUUGGAUUGGAGUCCACGGGCUAUCAGUUGAAUUGGAAACGAUCGGGUAGGCUCAGAUGUUCACAAGCAAGGAUGGGCAGAGGUUUACCACUUUGAAAUAUAAAUAGUCCCACAGCUAACGAACAACCUUUCUCAAUGUACAAUUGCCAGGAAAUUCGGAGAUUUCAUCAUCUACGGUCAAUAAUAGUCAAAGAUUCCGAAAAUAUGGAGAAAGGUUGGAAAGCAACAUCGAAUGCCCGUGUUCCCUCCAGGCGGGCCUGCAUUCCAAAAAAAAAACAGUAUCGUGUCAAAGAUAUUGCAACAUAUGCUCAGGAACGCUUUCCACGUUCGUCGUUCAAACGCUGCCGUGCAAAGCAGAAGUCAGGCGGUACGUCAAUAACACCCAGAAACUUCUCUGGGCCCGAGCUCAUUUGGCAUGGACUGACGCAAAGUGGAAAAGUCCACAUUUCAAGUUGCAAUAUGAGCGAUAGCGCUCAUUGUGAUGCAUUGCAGUUGUCCACUACUGGAAACUACAAGCACGCUAAAACGUAUCAUUAGCCCUCCUGUCCACCGAAAAUGUCCAUGGCUCAAUAUUACCCGCUGCGUGUUUAAUCAUCAACAAAUGUGUUAAAUUGGGAUUGAAUAUAUGAUGGGAAUUUGGAUUUGAAAAACAAAUACCAGUACUACAAAGAAAACAGCCCUUUUUUUUUUUUUUUUUUUUUUUAUUUCUUCUGGAGUUUGAAACUUGAAGAUGGCUCAGUUUGACCGGCAGCAUAACCUUUAGGCUGUUAUUUAUACAUUGAACCUGUCCCGUUCAGCAGCGUGGUCGAUUUGCUUGCCUUUUGUGCUGGAACGGUUUUGCCGUUUUAACGGGAGUUUGAAAUACUCCCUCUGUUUAAUUUUGUUUUGUUUGUUCAUCGUUCUUGAUGUUUAUCGAAAAUACAGCCGGACAGAAAAAGGUUCUAGGGGACGACAGGGGGGACAGAACGGACAAGGCGAAUAGGGGUGUGAACCGCAGCAGAACAAUAGACAGUCUAAAUAGUUGACUACGAGUAACAUCGCAAAGUCAACAACAGGGCCCAACGCAGGAGCCAGCUAGCACACGGGGGGGGGGGGGGGGGGCAACGGCCCGCCAACUGUGAGCCCGUGUCAAGCGCCAGCUACAAGCAACGACGGGAAUGAUGUAUUUAAAUGAAUACGGUGGAAGGGAUAAGGAACAAGGCCUGCCGCUAGGGGCAACAAUUCCAAACCGAGGCAUCACCAAAAAUAUUUCAAAUUGCCUUUAAAUGCCACACGAUGGCGUUUUGUCCUGGCGAAGCUCCUCAACUCACUUCAACAUCUGCCCCACGAUGCCACAAGAUGGCGGCGAGGCAAAACAUGUAUUGCCGUUGGCCUAAGCACAAAAAUAGAUUUUCAGCGAAUAACGAAAGAUAGGUUCAAAACAAUAUGUACAUUUGAAUGCCGAACUGAGAGUAAUAAUAAGUUUUGAGUAAUAAUGUUUUCUUGCGGCGGCACGGCGGGCGACUGGUUAGAGCGUCUGUCUCAGGGUUCUGAGGACCGGGGGGUUCCAUCCUCGGCCCCGCCUGUGUGGAGUUUGCGUGUUCUCCCCGUGCCUGCGUGGCUUUUCUCCGUCCGGGCGCUCCGGUCUCCUCCCACACCACAAAAACAUGCAAGUUAGGUUAAUUGAAGACUCUAAAGGGUUGGUCGGUUGCUUUCUACGUGCCCUGCGAUUGGCUGGCAACCAGUUGAGGGUGUACCCCGCCUCCUGCCCUCCCCCCCCAAUGAUAGCUGGGAUGGGCUCCGGCACUCCCGCGACCCUUGUGAGGAGAAGCGGCUCAGAGAAUGGAUGGCUGGAUGUUUUCUUGCAAAAAGCAGAUUUGUUU
This is a messenger RNA of Phyllopteryx taeniolatus (common seadragon), 6233 nucleotides long. It is a transcript of the gene cep126, whose product is annotated as centrosomal protein 126. The coding region runs from base 79 to 2148 and encodes 689 amino acids. The transcript has 8 exons. Lineage: Eukaryota; Metazoa; Chordata; Actinopteri; Syngnathiformes; Syngnathidae. Gene Ontology annotation, cellular component: ciliary base; midbody; centrosome. Gene Ontology annotation, biological process: mitotic spindle organization; cytoplasmic microtubule organization; non-motile cilium assembly. The record is from RefSeq and is a predicted model, not a curated record.